UCGGGUUCGGAUAAUAGCACUUCGAGUUUGGAUAUAUUUUGUACCACUUUACAAGAUUCAUUCUGGUAUUUCUUAUAUUUCAGAUCGGGUAAACAAUUAUUUUUGUUUAGGUUUCGGGUUACGUAUUUUAUGCUCAUGCCUACUUUAGAUAAUGAGUAAAUGCUAUUAUUAAAACUUUCACCAAAAAAUUAUCUCACGUUUUUACUUGUCCGGGUUUGGAUAAUAAAAUUUUGGGUUCUGUUGUGUACCCUUCUGUUCGAUAAUAAAAUUAUCUCAAGAUUCAUUCUGGUACCCUUCACGAAGUUUGUCGUAGCAAUGUGGCUGGGGGAAGAAAAUCUGUUCGGUAAUCAAACCGGUACGAGUUGGUACGAGUAUAUCAUUAGGUUUAGUCAAAUUGGUCUGGGUUUAAUGUUACUUAUUCUCCUAAUUCCUUAUUCGAAUAAUGUUGAGAGAGAUUAGAAAACCUAAUUCCUUAUUCGAAAUCUAGGGAGAAGAAACGAAAAGAAAGAAGAAGAUAAGGGGCUGCUAAUACAAUUUUUGGGGAAAGAAAAUCGGUUCGGUAAAUUAUUUUAUUUCCAUUACUCGAACCAAACUUUGGUAUGAGUAAGGUUUAAUCGAACCGGUUUGGGUUUUGAUGAUACAAAAACCCUAGAAAAGAACAGGGAAAAAAAAGAGAACCGGUUCGGUUCGGUAAUUUAUUUAUUUUAACCACUCGAACGGUCGAACCAACUUUAGUAUGAGUAAAUGAAGGAGGUUUAAUCGAACCGGUCUUGGUUUUGAUGUUACUUGUAAAAAAGGCAAUAUCGUAAGUUAAUCCAUGUUUAGUUACUGAGUAGUCUGAAAAAAGGAAACAGUCUAAGUUAAUUAAUUUUAAUGACUGGUUAGCGGAUAAAUUAAUUACAACAACGUAACCUAUAUAUACCGACCAAAUAGAUCGAGAUAGUGUUUACUUUGCUUUCUUUUUGUUCUAAAGCUUCUCUACACUCGUCUAAUCUCUGUAAUACUGAAAACUAGGGUUUCGUUUUCUUCGAACAAUGGUGAAAAGAGGAGGAACGAAGAGGAAGGCAGAGAUAAAGAAGAUUACAGAUAAAAGCUCAAAGGCUGUAACUUUCACGAAGAGAAGAGAUGGUCUCUUCAGUAAGGCCGCACAGCUCUGUCUUCUCGGCGACGCUCAGAUCGCUAUCUUAGCAACUCCUUCUUCUUCCCACUCCAACGUCUCUUUCUUCUCCUUCGGUCACUCCUCGGUUGAUUCGGUGGUCUCUGCGUAUCUCUCCGGUCAAAGGCCCGCUCCUCCUCCUGUUCCGGAAGACAGCAAAGAGAUGCGGGAGGACAUCGCUGUUUGCAUGGCUCGGAAGGAACUCGGUCUCGGCUACUGGUGGGAGGACGAGGAGCUUCUUGCGGGUAAGAGCCGGGAAGAAAUCAUGGAAGCGAUGGAGUCCAUGCAGAUACUGUGGAAGGCUGCGGAGAGGUUGCGUGAGGAUGAAGCUAUUGAUUUUGAUCAAAGAGAGAAGAUGGAGGACAUGAGUAAUGAUCAAACAACGCUGAUCAGUACAGAGGAUGAUCAGAUCAUCGCUGUUUGUGACAGUUUCUUCAACAACAACAACGCUGCUUCUUUAUCAGCAACUCCUCAUGGUGAGGAUGAUCAUCAUCAUCAGAUUGAGGCUGUUUCUGAAAAUUAUUGCAGCAACAACAUGAACGCUCUGUUAUCACCUGCUGCUGCUGCAGGAGGAGGAUUGAAUGAUCAAAACCUGCUUGAUCUUGAUCUAGCUAAUCUUGAUUUGGAUACAAUUUUUGAAGGUUUGGCCGACCUUGAUGCUGAGUUUGUGGCUUCUCUUCUCAUGUGAUUAUGAUGAUUAUGAUUAUGAUGAUCAGUCAAUGAUUACUAGGUACUGACUAGUUCGUAUGUUAUAUUUGAGGAGAGUCCUG
Molecule: messenger RNA, 1926 nt
Organism: Brassica napus (rape)
Lineage: Eukaryota; Viridiplantae; Streptophyta; Magnoliopsida; Brassicales; Brassicaceae
Product: agamous-like MADS-box protein AGL97
Exons: 1
Coding region: 1035-1844 (269 amino acids)
Biological process (GO): positive regulation of transcription by RNA polymerase II
Molecular function (GO): protein dimerization activity; RNA polymerase II cis-regulatory region sequence-specific DNA binding; DNA-binding transcription factor activity, RNA polymerase II-specific
Source: RefSeq, a predicted model, not a curated record